Molecule: messenger RNA, 849 nt
Organism: Symbiodinium necroappetens
Lineage: Eukaryota; Dinophyceae; Suessiales; Symbiodiniaceae
Source: the annotation of a GenBank genome assembly
AUGGCUAACAUCGUACGCAAUGAGAUCCAGCGAGCCUUGGCCCCAAUGAAUGAAAAGCUUGAUCAUAUUCAGACCUCCUUGGGCCAGAAAGUGGAGGACAUUGAACACACAGUGUCUGCUCAAGGGGUUCGGCUUGAGAAGCUGGAGCAACGAGUAGCCGAAAUCGGAGACACUCCACGUACAAUUUUGUCGGAUCGAAGCUUAGAUUUGGAGGGCAAGGUGCAAGAGUUACAGUCACAACUCGCAUCUUUGAAGUCGUCGGAGCUCGCCGUCCAGCCAGAUCAUGCUCGAACGAUGGUCGUAGGUGGAUUGGACAGCUUAUCCUCCGUACAGGACGCUACCAAGUGGCUGACGCAAAAGUUGAGUUCACUCAGUUCGCCUCCGCAUAUCGGCACGUACAUGAAGUCGCAGGAGUUCCGUGGAUUGCUAUUUGCCAAAUUCAAGUCCAGUGUUGAUCGGGACACGGCCGUUGCUUUGCUCAGAAGUGCGGAGUUGCAUGAGAGUGGCAAGAGGAUUUGGGCAACGCAAGAUCUCCCAUUACAGAAACGUGCUCAAAAAGUUUUCCUCAUGGGACUGAAAUGGCAGCUUGGGGAAUGGGGCUUCAUGAAGCGAGACAUGGAGAUGAACGACAGCUAUGAUCGCCUGAAGGUUGGUGAGGGUGUUGUGGUUUCGUUGUCUAUCAAAGCUCAGCAGCUGGAAUGCCAGUGGUCUGACGAGUGGGCGCGCUGGGCAGAAUUUCAAAACAGUCCGGAACUUCAUCAGUUGAUCACACGAGCAAAUGAGAUGCUGCAAAAGGACAUCACAAACAAGGGUAAGGGCAAGAGCAAAGGUGGUCGUGGCACUGCCUAG